CGACAGCGCGGGCGCUUGUAGUGGCGCCGAUCGCAGUGAGGAGAGCCCGCAACACCGCGCAACACCGCCUAAGUUUCAGUGUUUAGUGGUUUUCAAGUGCGUUCCUCUUCUCAGGAUAAAGAAGAAGAGCAGGCCGCCGCAGGAAGACAAAAACGCAUAGACACACACCAAGGAGUUGUGAUGAUUGUGCGAGUCUAGCAGUGUGUCCAGCAAUAAAGUAGUAGGUAGUGCGUGCAAGAGGACAGUUGCAGCAGCGGUCGGUGGGUAGUUUGUGCACAGUGCGUCCAGUAAGACCGGUCAACGACGUUUUGCAAGGAAGAAAUUUGCAAGAUGGGGUGCACAUCUUCGGCGGAGGAAAGGGCGGCUCUGGCGCGCAGCAAGCAGAUAGAGAAAAAUCUCAAAGAGGAUGGCAUACAGGCCGCCAAGGACAUUAAGCUGCUGCUUUUGGGUGCCGGAGAGUCGGGGAAAAGUACGAUAGUAAAACAAAUGAAAAUUAUCCACGAGAGCGGUUUCACGUCGGAAGAUUUCAAACAGUAUCGACCGGUGGUGUACAGCAACACGAUCCAGUCUUUGGUUGCAAUCUUGCGGGCGAUGCCAAAUCUCGGAAUUAGCUACGGAAACAACGAGCGAGAGAUCGAUGGUAAAAUGGUGUUUGACGUAAUUCAAAGAAUGGAAGACACAGAACCGUUUUCGGAGGAACUUUUGGCGGCCAUGAAGCGAUUGUGGGCCGACACGGGCGUGCAAGAGUGCUUUGGACGUUCCAACGAGUACCAACUCAACGACUCAGCUAAAUAUUUUCUGGAUGACCUGGACCGACUGGGAGCGAAAGAAUACCAACCCACAGAGCAGGAUAUUCUGCGGACUAGAGUUAAAACGACGGGUAUCGUGGAAGUACACUUUUCGUUUAAAAACCUCAACUUCAAACUUUUCGACGUCGGUGGUCAGCGGUCGGAGCGAAAGAAAUGGAUCCAUUGUUUCGAGGACGUGACUGCGAUUAUUUUCUGUGUGGCGAUGAGCGAAUACGAUCAAGUUUUGCACGAAGACGAAACGACGAAUCGAAUGCAAGAAAGUUUAAAGUUGUUCGAUUCAAUCUGCAACAACAAAUGGUUCACGGACACAUCCAUUAUUUUGUUCCUCAACAAGAAAGAUUUGUUUGAAGAAAAAAUUAGGAAAUCGCCGCUUACAAUAUGCUUCCCCGAGUAUGCAGGGGCUCAAGAGUACGGGGAGGCGGCCGCCUACAUCCAGGCGCAAUUCGAGGCGAAAAACAAAUCGACAACCAAAGAAAUCUACUGCCACAUGACGUGCGCCACUGACACGCACAACAUCCAGUUCGUGUUCGACGCCGUCACUGACGUAAUCAUAGCUAAUAACCUUCGCAACUGCGGCCUCUACUGAGCAAUUCGACAACCUAAACUAACUUACAUCAUUCGUACAACCCAACCCACCAACUAUCACUUCAGUCAUUUUUUUAUUAUAUAUUAUUACUAUUCGUAUUAUUAUGUACUUUGUUGAGCCAAAAAAUUACGAUUAUAAUUAUUGGGCUGGCUCAAAAAAUACACCACUUUUUCCAGCCACCCAAAUUAUCAGUGAUAAUAAUAAUAGUUAUUAUAAACCAAAGUUGAGUGAGACAUUGAAAAUGUGUUCUUUUUAUUGUUGUUGAAUAUCGAUUUAUUAAUUAGUUAAAUAAACUAAAUUCAAAAAAAUCUUCCAUUUCCCUAAAUUUAAUUUCUUUGAAAUCCUAGACAUCUACUUUUGUCUAAAUAAUUUACAAUGUAAAAUAAGUUGUGCACAAUUUAAUGUAAACGCACAUUUUUCGCAGAAAUACUUACUCAACAUUGUAACAAUGCAUUUAUUUAUUAACGUAUUAGCUUUUGUAUUUUUUUAUCCCCCCCCCCACAUAAUUUUGUUUAUUUCUUCUUUUCGUUUACAAUUCUAAUUAUUGUUAUGUAUGUUUUAUAAAUUUUAACAAGAUGAAUUAAACUAUAUUAUAUAUUAUAUAUUUUUAGUUUUUAGUUACCAAGUAAAACUGUAAGUACCUACAUGUGUGUUAAAUAAUGUGGAACAAAAUUAAAGUCAGCUCAAGUAGCAAAGGAUCUAUACCUACCUAUAAUAAUUAACAAAUAAUAUAAACAUUCUAAUUAACUAAUUAUAAAGUACUUGUAUGUAUUUAUUUUUCUUCGUUUUGGAUGGUCGCAAUAUAACAACACUCUCUAUUUCUCUCUUUUCUGCGCACAUUACCGCAUUUUUCCCAUCAACAACAAAAGUGUUGUUAUAUUAUGAAUGCAACUACGGAUGUUUUAAAUCGGGUAAAAAUGGACCUUUAAGGGGGUUCCCCUAAAUUCAAUGCGUCGAAUUGGCGACAACUUGACAUUCAAUUUAGGGUGAUCUCUUGAAAUAGAUUAAAAAAUAUACUAUACAUUUAAUGUGUACAUAAAUAUAUGGCGCUUUACCGUUCAAAAAAAUGUAGCUUCAGUAAUAUUUUCUAGGGUAGUUGUUGCAUUUUUUUUGACAAUUCAUUGUAACGUAAUGCAUUUUUGAAUAAUACGUACAUUCCUCAGACUUUUUGUAUCUCAUCUCUUACAAUUAUGUAUUUUUAUUUUGCCAUAUCUUGAACAAAUCGACACGUAAUUUAAUUUAUAAUAAUAACGCAAUUCACAAUAAUAAUUCAUUGUUAAUGUGAAUCACCCUGUAUAAAAUACAAUCACCCAUUAUAGGCAAAAACAAAAAUAUUAGUACUUGUCGUUCGUUAUUCAUAUUGAUUAAUAACGCACCGAUUAACAUAAAAAUAUACGUGAGAGCUCAAAAACCGCUCAUUGAUGUCAAUAAAAAAAGUUUCAAUAUUUUUUGCAUAAGACUGAUUGAUAAUGCACACAAAAACGCAUACCAAAACUAUAGUUGAAACUAAAUUAGUUACAAUUAAAGUUUUGUUUUUACUAUAGUAGAAAUAUCGGUAAAAUAGUUGUAAUAAAAGAAUGGUAUAUUUUUAUGUUAAUUUUUAUGGUUAUGAAAACGCGAUCAAGUCAUGUUGUGUAUAAAUAAAUAGGUUUAUAAGUAAUUAAUGUUUGGUAGUAUACUAUUGAGUCAUUAUAAGUUUUCUAGUCAGACUUUAUUUCUAAUAAUUGUAACUUUGGCAUUAUGAAAGUUUUUUGUAAUAAUUUAUUUCAAGAUAAAUAAAUUGAAGACACAAACGACAAUUGUUUUAAUUUUAUUUUUUUCAAUAGCUUCUACUACAUUUCGUUAUUAUUAAUUAGGUAAUUAAUAUGUAAUAAACGUAUAAAAGUCUACACAGAUAAAAAAGUAGUCCAAAAUGGACAUUUUAUUUAGUGUUAACCUAAAUAUUUCCUCUCUUGUAACAAUUUUUGCAUUCAGAUAUUUAGGUAGAUCGUAUUUAUUGAAUUGAAAAAUAAUUCUUUUACUCCUCACAGUUAUAUGGAUUCCACAACGAGUUUUAUUUAAAAAAAAAACGUUGUUCAAUCUACAAGCUUUCACAAUAAUAAUAUUAAUAUUAUUUCACAGUUUACAAACAUAUUUUAGACGUCUCAUGAUUUAUAUACAAAGCUUUAUCUAAACUUGAACAUCCAUACAUUUAUCAGAAAAAAAGUGUAAAUAUUAAAUCUAAAUAUGUAUCCACAUGUAUGUAAUCAUUUUAGAGGAACAUUUUGUAUAGGGUGACAUUUCAAUUGUUAAAUCAAGGGACGUUGUUUUAACGAUAAGCACUUGCAUAAGGUAAAUUGUUGCUUAGUUGUGAAUUUAAAUGAAAAAAAUUAAGUAUAAGAUUUAUGAGAUACUGCGAUAGUAUGAUGAACUUGUUUUCCAAUAAAUAUCAUUAAAUGUAACAUUCAUUACGAC
This is a messenger RNA of Brassicogethes aeneus, 3849 nucleotides long. The record is from the annotation of a GenBank genome assembly. NCBI's taxonomy places the organism in Eukaryota, Metazoa, Arthropoda, Insecta, Coleoptera, Nitidulidae.